AAAGGAGAAGUGAUUCGUUGGCCCAUUCUUAUUUUCAUUUUGGGAUUAGGGUUCCAUUGGUUGCUUUUGGUUACCAAGUUCAACUACACACCAUGCCACCUUCAAAGAUUAUGACCCAACCUAUAAACUUGAUAUUUCGAUUCUUGCAAAACCGAACCAAGGUUGUUAUUUGGUUAUACGAAGAAACGAACUUUAGGAUUGAGGGAAGAAUUAGCGGUUUUGAUGAGUACAUGAACUUGGUAUUGGAUGAGGCAGUUGAAUGGAAUGUUAAGAAGAACACAAGAAUCAAUCUGGGUAGAAUUCUUCUCAAAGGUGAUACAAUAACACUGAUUCAACCUGCACAAACUUAACAGAGGGAGAGGAGCUCCAAAACAACUUUGUGACGUUUCGGCAGACAAUAACGUACUCUGCCAUUAUUUGUAGGUACAGAGUGGAUAUCAAAUAUGCAUAAUAAAAGUGACCGAAAAUCAACUUGUUUCGGAGUUGCUUUUCUAUGAACUUGCUUCUUUUGACU
This is a messenger RNA of Galdieria sulphuraria, 514 nucleotides long. Its product is annotated as small nuclear ribonucleoprotein E. The coding region runs from base 93 to 350 and encodes 85 amino acids. The record is from RefSeq and is a predicted model, not a curated record. Gene Ontology annotation, cellular component: U2 snRNP; U1 snRNP; U4/U6 x U5 tri-snRNP complex. The transcript has 4 exons. Gene Ontology annotation, biological process: mRNA splicing, via spliceosome; spliceosomal snRNP assembly. Gene Ontology annotation, molecular function: RNA binding. Lineage: Eukaryota; Rhodophyta; Bangiophyceae; Galdieriales; Galdieriaceae.